This is a messenger RNA of Cryptococcus wingfieldii CBS 7118, 1233 nucleotides long. RefSeq names its product glycoprotein. Bases 1 to 1233 code for a protein of 410 amino acids. The transcript has 6 exons. The record is from RefSeq and is a predicted model, not a curated record. Lineage: Eukaryota; Fungi; Basidiomycota; Tremellomycetes; Tremellales; Cryptococcaceae.
AUGACCCUCCUCACCCUCCUCCCCCUCCUCCUCGCCCUCCCCUCCACCCUCCCCUCCACCCUGGCCCAAGUCACAGCCUCCUACCCAAACGGCCCCACCAACCCCGACGCCCCCGAGUUCUACCCCCUGGGCUCGUACGUCAACCAAACCUCGGAGAGCCGUUUGAUCUCGCUCAAUAGCGUGGACGAUUUCUGUUUGUGGGGUCCGCCGGAGAAGGGGACCGGGGUGGAUACCGAGAUUGGGACGGUGGAGCCGAUUGUGGUGGCGUACUGUACAAAGCCGAGGAAUGGGGCGAGGUUGAUCCCGGAUGGGGCUAUCACUGGUGCUCAUUUUAUCAAGACGGACACUUACGUCCAAGUAUGGGGCUUCUGGGACGGUACACAAGUCAACAUCAACCAAGGCGACGAGGGCGGCGAGCUCGACCCCCACGGCGCCGAAAACCUCGGAAACCCCAUCGGCGGGAAUGCGACGUCCAACGUUGAAGGGAGGGAUGUGUUUUAUGAAGAGUGGAUGUCUUUUAUUUCGUAUGACCAGUUCUGUUUGAGGGUGUGCACGGCCGAGACGAACAAUGUCACGGCGGCGCUGCAGUGCGAGCAUGAACUUGAUGUGAUGGGAUGUCGAUUCGUCAUGGCCAUCGAGGACUUUUACGCAACAAACAACUCGUUCUCCUCCUGCGAAGGCGAGCCCGCCGCCCCUCCCGGCCUCUACCCCCUCUCCAACGGCUCCACCUCCACUUUCCGUCAACGCUACACUGGUACCUGGUCGAACGCUGAAGAGACGGGGAUGUUUACUGUGGGGCAGACUGUUACGCCCAGCAGUGUUGCUUUCUAUCCCGCGACAUCCAACUGCGUAACCUACCCCACCAUCUCAAACGGUAUCGACACCGCCAACUAUGCAGUCACCGCCACACCCUCCCUGCUCGUCUCUGGUUCCACCGUCGCUCCUUCUUCCAUCGGUACCACGUCGCAAGAGGCGCCGAGUGGUAUUUCGACCUCGAGUCCUACCACCACCGCCGCGGGGUCAGGCUCCUCUGCGGCGAGCGGGGCGGAAGCCUCGGACAGUGGGUCGAAUGGGAGUGGAGGGGGGGAUUCGGGGGCGGCUGCUUCGGCUUCCGGCUCUGGCUCUUCGUCCAGCGCUAGCGCUGCUGGGAGGGGGAGGCGCGUUGAGGGGGUGGUUCUGGCCGGGGUGGUGGGGCUUGUCGGCGCCGUCAUCGGUGCCGCCACUUUACUCUAA